UAAAGAAGCACGCAAUGCUCACCACAACCGAGGAGACGUCCCAGCAACUUGUGUCAGUGCUAGAGACAUACGCAGGAGGUGGCGCAACAGUGGAGGAAUUGGAGUACACGGCAGAGCUCCUUGUCGCCACCGCAGAGGAGGAGACGGCGAAUCAAGACCGUGCCCAGGUCGUCUCUACCUUCGUUGAAGUGCUGAACGGAACGGAGUUUCUAGACGCGGGUCAAUUACCAACAAUUGCAGAGCAACUUUGUGAUUUGCUGCUGGGCACUGAAGAUGACGACAGUGAAGAGGAGCUGGAGAGCUAUGCCGCUAAGAGGCGACGAGUGCGCAAAGAGCGACUGAAAACACAGUUCGGUAUUGGCAAGAGCUGCCUAGUGGUGCUCGAAGAGGAUGAGGAGUGGCAUCCAGCUCGCAUAACGAAACACAUUGGCGAGAAUGACGACGAGAGUGCAGGCGACAACCGACCUAUUGAGGUAGAAGUGGAGUUUAUUGAGUUUGGCAAGAAGCAGAUUGCUCGAGAGGAUGAGGUGGUGCUGGAUGAAGACGUCGCUGGCCGUGAGGACGCAGAAGAUAUGACUGGUUUGUGCGAAAUGUGUGAGCGACCUAUGAACUUGACAGCACACCACGUGAUCCCGCGGGUCACACACUCAAAGUAUCUGCGCCAAGGGUAUACGAAAGAGUUCCUCAACACUUGUAUCAUGAUUUGUCGUCAAUGCCACAGCAAGAUCCACUCAGUCGAGGACAACAAGACGCUAGCGCGCGAGUACAACACGCUUGAUAAGAUUAUGCAGCAUCCGGAAAUCAUUGCUUGGGUUGCAUAUGCCAGGAAGCAAAAGGCUCGCGUCAAGCCGCGGAAGAGAAGCAAGUGGCCCGUGGGAAAGUAAGCUCGUAUUUCGUAUCGAUAGUCUCUUGUGUUCUGAAGUAAGAGGCAUUAGCACAUCCAUGUACAAUUCUAACGAUAGCAAUGGAUGCUGAUACGAAAUACUCGCUGUGAUAGUGCGUUGCAUUUGAUAAGCACCAGAGUGAAAGUUAAUGGUGCAUGUCACUGAGCAUGGAAGCUCUCACACUGUUG
This is a messenger RNA of Phytophthora infestans T30-4, 1072 nucleotides long. RefSeq lists its product as uncharacterized. The record is from RefSeq and is a predicted model, not a curated record. The transcript has a single exon. Bases 15 to 884 code for a protein of 289 amino acids. NCBI's taxonomy places the organism in Eukaryota, Oomycota, Peronosporomycetes, Peronosporales, Peronosporaceae. Gene Ontology annotation, molecular function: endonuclease activity; zinc ion binding; nucleic acid binding.